ACAGCUCCCACACACACUCGAGCUGCGGGGUUUAGCGUUACACAGCGGCGACCAGCAGGAGGAGGAUGGAGAUGCCGGAGGAGUAAUUGACGACAAAACAUCGACUUGUGGCGUUUCCCCCCUGAACAUUAUUAACGACGGACACACGAUUGAGAUGUUUCAGGCCACAGAGCUGAAUACCAGACUGCCUUCUACAAUCAAGAGAUAGCCAGUCUACCAGAUGGAGACCCAGGAGGAAUGACAAAGUCUCUUCCCCCUUGGGUGACACACCGACAGUUUGAGAAAAUGCACUGGGCUGGUGGAUACGUUUUUCUGGUCCUGGCAUCCCUUAUCGCCUCUCACACCAGCGGGGCCUUAUCGGUGGACACGGAGGGAAACCGCACGGAUAACGGCAACGUGACAGACGGCGGAUUUGUCCCAGUUGUGUUCACUAAAGUAAACCAGAUAAUUGCCCGGGAGGGUAGCUGCGCGCUGAUUGAUUGCAAUGUCACCGGAGAACCGGUCCCCAGCGUUCAGUGGUUCAAUUCCCACGGAGACCGCCUGGACACGGAGACGAACGGAGGGAAGUGGUGGCUGUUGGACGAUGGCGUCCUCAACAUUACCAGCAUCGAGUUUGCAGACCGCGGGAAGUACACCUGCAUGGCGUCCAACGUGCACGGCACCUCCAACUGCACGGUGACGCUGCGUGUCGUCUUCACCAACGGUGACAUGGGCGUGUACUACAUGGUGGUGUGCCUGGUCACCUUCACCAUCAUCAUGGCCCUGAACAUCACGCGCCUGUGCAUGAUGAGCAGCCACCUGAAGAAGACGGAGAAAGCCAUCAACGAAUUCUUCCGCACCGAAGGCGCCGAGAAGCUGCAGAAGGCCUUCGAGAUCGCCAAGCGGAUCCCCAUCAUCACCUCGGCCAAGACGCUGGAGCUCGCCAAGGUGACGCAGUUCAAGACCAUGGAGUUCGCUCGGUACAUCGAGGAGCUGGCGCGCAGCAUCCCGCUGCCGCCGCUCAUCAUGAACUGCCGCACCUUCAUGGAGGAGAUCCUCGAGGUGGUGGGCGUGGAGGAGAUGAGGCACACCUUCGUCAGACAAGCGCCCGAGGGAUGCCGCGAGGGCCCGAGCAGAGCCAUCAGGGCGAGAGACGUCUUCACCAUCCUGCAGGAGAGGGAGCGAGAGCGAGGGCGCGAGAGGGAGCGCAGCGAGUCCCCCGCCGGCGACUCGGACAACUCCUCUGUUCACGAACAGCCGCAGCACAUCGCCAUCCAGGUGUCGGUCCACCCGCAGCUCGCUGUCGGCGGUUACUGCGCAAUCGAAGCUCCACCUCCGCCAGAGAACGCUCCUCCCUCACCCUCACCGCUGACUCCUCUCCACCACUCGGAGCAGCCCGAGGAGGACCCUCACCCUCACCCUGACCCUGAACCUAACCCUGAGCCUGAGCCUGAGCCUGAGCCGAACCCCGACCAGGCCGCACCCGAACCGACUGAAGCUAACAAACCGGCUCCCUGCCAGGUGUCCUACGAGAGCAACGUGUGACCAAACAGACCAGAGGAGCGGCGAGUUAUCCUGCUAUGCAUUUCCACUUGAAGACAAAAAAAAAAAAAAAAAACAACAAAAAAAGGUCAACUAAACAUUUUUAGUUUCACAUUUUUGAAAGAAACAAUCACAUUUUUUUAAUCUUUUCUGAACGGAGCAAUCUCUUGAAACCUUUGUAGGCUGAACAAAAAAACAAAAGAAAAACAAAUCAGGAGGUUUUCAGACACUCGCGUUUCUCUCACUCUGGACUGUCAUGCUUGAAUGUAGACGGAAGGGGUCAAUCAGUAUAAUCGUUAAUGUAACAGGCAGCGAAUUGUAAAGGGACAUUUCUUGUGUUGAGAUUUUCAUAGCUCUGAUUAUUAUUUAAUGAUUUCGGGUACUUCUCUCCGGGGGAGGAGGGAGAGAAUCGACGAUUCUUCAGUUUUUAGUUUCUUACAGUUCUCUGGUUUUUACGACUAACUCUGGAAAUCUGCCUCAAGCUGCUACUCAUGUUGUUUUUAACGAACCAUGAACGAUCAGCUUCCUUUUACCUGCUCAAGAAUUCACAUCCAGCUACUGUUACAGCCGAUCCGCUGUUAUUGUACAAUGUCCUGCUCACCUAGAAAUGCAUGCUGGACUGAAAAAAAAAGAUUUGAGAGUUUGGUGGCCAUUUCAUGAUUGUAUCGCCUACAUGUGUUUCUACAAACGAAAACAAAACAAAAAAAAACCAACUAGUAGGCCAGAUAAAUGUGUGUACAGUGUAUUUCCUGAUUGGGUCACACACCUCUGGGUAGAGUUUUUGUCUUCUUUUCCUUUGAAAUAUUUUUAAGAGUAUUAUUAUAAUAAUUAUUAUUAUUAUUACCCAUCGUGGUGUGAUUUUUUUUUUUUUUGUUUCUCAGCUAGUGUUAAGAAUUAAUUUUUGUCUUCUUCCUCGUCGGUAGAAAGGAGGAGCUCGUUUUCUUCCACUGUUUCUAGAUGUUUUUAUUUCAUCCCUGACCCGAUCUCAGUAUGAUCGUGCUUCUGCAGAGGCUUUACAGUACAGUUGCGAAUCUGCUGCAUGUUGAAAGUGCGACAGUGGAGAUGUUUGACAUCUUUCUGUGGGACUUAAAGGACUCCUUCCUUCCUUCCUUCCUUCUUUCCUUCCUUCCUUUCGCUUGGCUAACGGUCCAGUCUGCGGUGGAGACGAACUGGAUGCUGUCCUGCUUUUACCGGUGCUCUUGAGAUGCCUCUUUUUUUGUAGUGGAAUAAAAUGGAAGUGCUGUGUAAACUGGU
Messenger RNA from Acanthopagrus latus (yellowfin seabream), 2775 nucleotides. RefSeq names its product microfibril associated protein 3 like (gene mfap3l). NCBI's taxonomy places the organism in Eukaryota, Metazoa, Chordata, Actinopteri, Spariformes, Sparidae. The record is from RefSeq and is a predicted model, not a curated record. Bases 238 to 1524 code for a protein of 428 amino acids. The transcript is spliced from 3 exons.